Arctia plantaginis is the source of this 1062-nucleotide messenger RNA. The record is from the annotation of a GenBank genome assembly. Lineage: Eukaryota; Metazoa; Arthropoda; Insecta; Lepidoptera; Erebidae.
AUGUUUAGUAAUACUGCCUAUAUAUGUUUAAUUUAUUUAACCUCAGCGUUAGUAUUGACGUUGGCCGGUCGGGACUUUUAUCAAAUUCUAGGUAUAUCUCGUUCAGCAUCGACAAAUGAAAUCAAAAAAGCUUACAGAAAAUUAGCAAAAGCUUUACAUCCAGACAAAAAUCAAGAUGAUCCUGAAGCCUCUCAGAAAUUUCAAGAUCUUGGUGCAGCAUACGAGGCUCUCUCGGAUCCGGAGAAACGAGAGUUGUAUGAUCGUUGUGGUGAAGAUUGCCUAAAGAAAGACGGUAUGAUGAAUAACAAUGACCCGUUUGCUAGCUUCUUUGGUGACUUUGGUUUCCAUUUUGGUGGCGAGCAGCAGCAUCAAGAGACACCCCGCGGCGCCGAUAUCAUUAUGGAGCUGACUGUCACCCUUGAAGAACUGUAUAAUGGCAAUUUCAUAGAGAUAACGCGUAAUAAGCCUGUGAUCAAACCAGCAUCUGGCACUCGAAAGUGUAAUUGCAGACAGGAGAUGGUGACAAGGAACUUGGGCCCUGGGCGCUUCCAGAUGAUGCAACAGACUGUGUGUGAUGAAUGUCCUAAUGUGAAGCUUGUAAAUGAGGAAAGGCUGUUAGAAAUUGAGGUGGAAGUUGGUGCCCCAGAUGGUCACAAAUCAAGACUUAGGGGAGAGGGUGAACCACACAUGGAUGGUGAACCAGGCGAUUUAAUAUUCGUCUUUCAUACUGAGAGGCAUCCACAGUUCACACGCAAAUUGGAUGAUCUCUACACUAAUGUCACAAUAUCUUUACAGGAUGCAUUAACUGGUUUCACAAUGGAAAUAGUACACCUGGAUGGCCACAAAGUAUCUGUAUCUAGGGACAAGGUUACUUGGGCUGGUGCUCGUGUCCGCAAGAAGGGUGAAGGCAUGCCCAACUUUGAAAACAACAAUCUCCAUGGAAAUCUUUACAUAACUUUCGAUAUUGAAUUCCCUAAACAAGACUUCACUGAAGAAGAAAAAGAAGCACUGCGGAAAAUACUUAAACAAACACCAAAUAACAAAAUAUAUAAUGGACUAUAG